CACAAUUCGUUGUAGCGAAAAGUUCGAUAUUUCGCAACACGACGAGACGACUGCCGCCCCCCUCCUCGAAUUCCGACCGCCAAGUUAACGCGACACCAACGAUCCCGCAGCCGCAGACUCAAAACCAGGUCACCGAAUUUUUGAACCUGCACGAAUCUCUCUCCGAUCGUAUCGCAAAUAUGGGUGACGUUAUCAAGGAGGUGCCGCUCACGGCGGUCCGCGUUGAGGCCCUUGUGGUGAUGAAAAUCGUCAAGCAUGGCUCCGCGACCUUCCCCACGACCGCCACCGGUUCCAUCGUCGGCAUGGACGCCGACGGUCUCCUCGAGAUCACAAACACCUUCCAGUUCCCCACGGUCGACGUCGCAAGCACCGACAGCCACCAAAACAGCCACCAGAACGAUGCCUCGGCCCUCGCUGCCGCCGCUCCCCGCCAGAAGGCCAACAUCGUCUACCAGAACGACAUGAUCAAGCACCUGAAGGAGGUCAACGUCGACGCUAACAACGUCGGCUGGUACACCAGCGCUGCCAUGGGCAACUUUGUCAACCUCAGCUUCAUCGAGAACCAGUACCACUACCAGAAGGACAACGAGCGGACAGUCGCCCUCGUCCACGACGUCAGCCGCAGCUCCCAGGGCUCCCUGAGCCUGCGCGCUUUCAAGCUCACCCCGUCAUUCAUGGCCGCAUACAAGGAGGGCAAGUUCACGACCGAGAGCCUGAAAGCCUCUAAGCUCACCUUCAAGGACAUUCUCGCCGAGCUCCCCGUCGAGAUUCACAACACCCACCUCCUGACCUCGUUCCUGCACCAGCUUCCCGGCCUCCCCGAGCAGGACAAGAUCGAGUCGCCCAACUCCUUGUCGGAUCUGCGCGACGACCCCCUCAAGCAGCAGCUCCACCCCUCGGUCGAGAACCUCGACCUCUCGAUAGACCCCUUCCUCGAGAAGACGUGCGACCUCCUGCUCGAGAGCAUCGAGUCCCACUACACCGACCUCAACAACUUCCAGUUCUACCAGCGCCAGCUCGGCCGCGAGCAGGCCAAGAUCACGCAGUGGCAGACCAAGCGCAAGGCCGAGAACGCGGCGCGCGCGGCGGCCAAGCAGGCGCCGCUGCCCGAGGACGAGUGGCAGAGGCUGUUCAAGCUGCCCCAGGAGCCCAGCCGGUUGGAGGGUAUGUUGAACGCGAAGCAGGUGGAGCAGUACAGCAAGCAGGUGGAUGGAUUCACGGCCAACAUCAGCGCCAAGAUGUUUGCCGUCAGGGAGAACCUGCUGCCCAAGCGGGCUUAGAUGGACGCUUAAGGCAGGCUUGGGUCAUUAUUUCGCGGCUCCGUGGAUGUGGACGGACAAGAACCAAAAACGGAAGGCCGGCGAGAGACGAAGAAAGGAGGGGUGCAGUGCAGAGGAGGAGAGCAGAGUCGAGGCGAGGGCAGACACAAAAAGGAGAGGAAUUACCUUAGAGAACAGGUGUUCUGGGAAUGAUGAAUGAUCUGGGGCAGCGGAUCAAAGCAUUCGAAACGGCGUUACGGUAAUUAGUCCCAGGCAGUGUGUACUGAGUCGAUAUUCGAUGUCUUUUCUUGCAUUCCAGAGCGACGGGCUUUCCUCUCUGGGUCGCGG
Messenger RNA from Colletotrichum scovillei, 1607 nucleotides. Its product is annotated as Mov34/MPN/PAD-1 family protein. The record is from RefSeq and is a predicted model, not a curated record. Gene Ontology annotation, cellular component: eukaryotic 43S preinitiation complex; cytosol; cytoplasm. The coding region runs from base 180 to 1280 and encodes 366 amino acids. NCBI's taxonomy places the organism in Eukaryota, Fungi, Ascomycota, Sordariomycetes, Glomerellales, Glomerellaceae. The transcript has 3 exons. Gene Ontology annotation, molecular function: metallopeptidase activity; translation initiation factor activity; protein binding.